Messenger RNA from Ostrinia nubilalis (European corn borer), 687 nucleotides. RefSeq lists its product as uncharacterized. Gene Ontology annotation, cellular component: membrane. Gene Ontology annotation, biological process: sodium ion transport. The record is from RefSeq and is a predicted model, not a curated record. The transcript has 5 exons. The coding region runs from base 1 to 687 and encodes 228 amino acids. Gene Ontology annotation, molecular function: sodium channel activity. NCBI's taxonomy places the organism in Eukaryota, Metazoa, Arthropoda, Insecta, Lepidoptera, Crambidae.
AUGCACGCCGUGAUAACUUUUAUCGACGUCAAAAUAUACAACGUGGAGCCGGUGGUGGUGUCGAUGCAGCGCGACUAUCGGCGCUGGUGGAGCACCUUCCCCGCCGUCACCGCCUGCUUCACCGACCGCGUGGAGCCCGACAAGGCCAAGCUGGCCAUCGAGAUGAAUUGGAACGUGACAGAAGAGUCUGACCCGACCCGCUACGCGUACUACGCCGGGUUCAUCGACCUGGUGACUGACGUGUCCUUCAGGAGCAACCUGCAGAACUUCUGGAAGUACCAGAACGAUGAGUCCGUGAGGGGCAUCGAUCUGCUGCAGCUGGCUCUGAGCGUGCACCCGACUAUACUGCUGAAGGUCAUGGUUUCGGACUCUAUUAAAGAGGUGUUCUGGAUGCCAGUCAUGACAGAGGUGGGCAUGUGUCUGACCUUCAACUCGAUGUAUGCGAGGUUCCAGUUCAUGCUGCCAGACAUGGAAUGGCACCAGAGUGAACUGCAUAAAUGCCACUACCAUAGCGGGCAGUGCUAUGUCAGGAUCGACUCCGUGAACAAUGGUGUUAGGUAUUUCGUCCAUUCUCCGUUCGAGAUAUCCACCGCAAUCUCCAAUCCGACUGGAGAGGUAAUGCCGGGGGAGGAGCUGAUUAUCGACUUUAAGGUCAGGAACAAAAUAAAUCGUCAAAUGCUUGAUUGA